Messenger RNA from Globicephala melas (long-finned pilot whale), 3641 nucleotides. RefSeq names its product signal transducing adaptor molecule (gene STAM). Gene Ontology annotation, biological process: protein transport to vacuole involved in ubiquitin-dependent protein catabolic process via the multivesicular body sorting pathway. NCBI's taxonomy places the organism in Eukaryota, Metazoa, Chordata, Mammalia, Artiodactyla, Delphinidae. The record is from RefSeq and is a predicted model, not a curated record. Gene Ontology annotation, molecular function: phosphatidylinositol binding; ubiquitin binding. Gene Ontology annotation, cellular component: ESCRT-0 complex.
UCGCCGCCGCCGACGCCGCGGUAGCUGGGUGUCGGUGAGAGGAGGAGCUGUCGCGGAGCCCUGGGGGUCUGUCUCGGUCGCUGUUUUUGUCUGAGGAGCCUUCCUUCCUCGGUGGUACCCUGACUCCCGCGGUGUCGAGAGGGAGUCCCUGCGGACACCUCAGCACGCAGUGGAGAUGCCUCUCUUUGCCACCAAUCCCUUCGAUCAGGACGUCGAGAAAGCAACCAGUGAGAUGAAUACUGCUGAGGAUUGGGGCCUCAUUUUGGAUAUUUGUGAUAAAGUCGGUCAGUCUCGCACUGGACCUAAAGAUUGUCUUCGGUCUAUUAUGAGGAGGGUGAACCAUAAAGAUCCUCAUGUUGCUAUGCAGGCUCUGACUCUUCUAGGAGCGUGUGUAUCAAAUUGUGGCAAAAUUUUUCACUUAGAAGUAUGUUCAAGAGAUUUUGCUAGUGAAGUAAGCAACGUAUUAAACAAGGGUCAUCCUAAAGUGUGUGAAAAAUUAAAGGCUCUUAUGGUUGAAUGGACGGAUGAAUUUAAGAAUGAUCCACAACUUAGUCUAAUAUCAGCAAUGAUUAAGAACCUUAAGGAACAAGGUGUUACAUUUCCAGCUAUUGGCUCUCAGGCUGCAGAACAAGCAAAAGCAAGCCCAGCUCUGGUAGCCAAGGAUCCUGGUACUGUGGCUAACAAAAAAGAAGAAGAAGAUUUAGCGAAAGCCAUUGAGUUGUCGCUGAAGGAACAAAGGCAGCAGUCAACCACCCUUUCCAAUUUGUAUCCAAGCACAUCUAAUCUCUUAACUAACCACCAACACGAAGGCCGAAAAGUUCGUGCUAUAUACGACUUUGAAGCUGCUGAAGAUAACGAACUUACUUUUAAAGCUGGAGAAAUUAUUACAGUUCUUGAUGACAGUGACCCCAACUGGUGGAAGGGUGAAACCCAUCAAGGCAUGGGGUUAUUCCCCUCUAAUUUUGUGACUGCGGAUCUCACUGCUGAACCAGAAAUGAUUAAAACGGAGAAGAAGACGGUACAAUUUAGUGACGAUGUUCAGGUAGAAACGAUAGAACCAGAGCCGGAACAAGCCUACAUUGAUGAAGAUAAAAUGGACCAACUGCUACAGAUGUUGCAAAGUACGGAUCCCAGUGAUGAUCAACCAGAUCUUCCCGAGUUACUUCAUCUUGAAGCCAUGUGCCACCAGAUGGGGCCUCUCAUUGAUGAGAAGCUGGAGGAUAUUGACAGAAAACAUUCAGAACUCUCAGAGCUCAAUGUUAAAGUGAUGGAGGCCCUGUCCUUGUAUACCAAGUUAAUGAAUGAAGAUCCAAUGUAUUCCAUGUAUGCAAAAUUACAGAAUCAGCAGUAUUAUAUUCAGUCAUCUGGUGUUUCUGGUUCUCAGGUGUACCCUGGCCCUCCUCAAAGCGGUGCCUACCUGGUCGCAGGGAGCGCGCAGCUGAGCCAGCCCCAGAGCUACAGCCUUCCCCCAGAGCAGCUGUCUUCUCUCAGCCAAGGAGCCGUGCUGCCUGCCAGCCCAGCCCUUCCUAGUCAGCAGGCUCAGGCUUCCUACCCCAACACGAUGGGCACUUCCGUUCAAGGAGGCACGUAUCCCAGCCAGGCUUCAGUGUAUAGUCCUCCUCCUGCCGCCCCCGACGUCACCAUAUACCAGAACGCAGGGAGCAGCCUGUCCCAGGUGCCGAACUAUACUUUACCAUCGGCGCUGCCCCAGCCGCCUCCGCCCCAGCAGCCGUACUCUCCGAAGGCCCUGCUGUAGGGCUGGGAUUCCUCUUUGUGGCAAAUACCUGCUAAACGCCGAUGACAAUGUUAUGAGAUUCUUUGAUAUCUUACGAUUUGUUUAUCCUCAGCUUAUAGGAAUCGUAUCUUGGUCAGCAAGUUCCAAUAUUCAAGAAGGGAGACCUCUCUUCAAUUUGCACUGACUUUUUAGAGGUCCUCCCCUCGCCUUCCCCCAGAGGAAUGAAACUACUUACAACAUCUAAUUCCUUUCGUAAUAUGAAAGAAUCAGUGCAAGAUUAUUUGUCUCGUAAAAUUACCUGGUCUGCAGAAAGUCAAACUGGCAAGCACCAUUGUGGCAGAUGUGUGCAUAGAUCGCUGUGUAACUUCACUCGUGGCCACUUUGAACCACGGUGGUGAUCAUGUGAAUAUAUUUAACACUGUUAACUUAAUUGACAUUGCUGUUAUAUUUUAAUCAUGAGCAACUACCAUGUUUCAUAAUGUUUUGUGUAAAUUUAAGAGAAUUACACUGUCCUUUUGAACUGCAAGAGAACAACGCUGUAGCCUAUGUACAUGAAGGCAUUAUGUUGUCCAUGUUUCAGUUUCCCAUUAAACUGAACCUUCCUUGGAGUAAUUGUGCGCUGAACACACGUAUGUUAUGUCGUUGUGUGGCCUCUGCAUACUACUAGCUGUCAUCACACCAGCGUACAGUAGCUAAAUUUUUGGUGCAUUUAUAGGAAAUGAUGAUGUUCCCUUUUAAACUUUUACAUUUUGGCAUGAUAUUUCAGAAUACUGUGGGACCAUGAGACAAAAUUAAGUUGGACCACAUUCUUUAUAUCUUACUUUUAAAGAAAUAAUGUUAAUUUCCUUUUUCCUAGUUGAAGAUAGUAAUUAGGUUUCUAAGCUGUAUACUGUGUUUAUUGGUGGCAGUGACACCAAAGAUAGAGGCAAUGGAUAGAAGCUUUGAAACUGGAAAGAAAACAUGAAUUACACUACGUUUUCAAAGUCUCUUGUAAUUAUUUAGGCUAUAACAAAAUUUGAUUCAUCUGUCUUAUUCCACUGCUAGUCUUUUAAAUAUGUCUUUAACACAGUGUAUCCUUCAAUUCUUCAUUAAAAUGGAUGUAAGUGGAUGUUUCAAAGUCAUCUAGAUUCCUGGCUUUGCUUAACAGUUUAUUUAUUCUUGUCUUUCAAACGGGAUUUAUGGGCUGCUCUCUCUCUUAAAGUUCUAAAUGGAAUUAUUUUGGCUUCUUAUUCAGGAGUAGUUUGAAUGAAUGCUUUCCUUUUAAUCCAUAUGUAAUACGUUUUCUACUGACAUUUUAAUCUCCUUAAAUAUUUAUAAUUUCCCUAGUUUUGUGCUAUUAUUUAAACAACUGAAAAAUUGAGUUGAGCAUCGUAGUAAAUGAAUUGAUUUAGUAACAGGUGUCACACCAUAAUUGAAGAUUUAAUUUAUAUUUUCUGAGACUAUUAUGAUCAGGUACUUGCUUUCCUUUUGGCAAAUGAUUCCAUCUUUGGCAAGGUAGGUUCAAAUUUAAAUCCUCAUCUUCAACUUAGGGUGUUUCACCCUAGUGUUGUGUUUUCCUGAGUUUAGAGUACGUUGCCCUCAAAUAGUAAUUUUAAAAUUUGAAUUCAAACUUUACAUUAAAAUUUUUUUAAUACGUUGUUUUUUGAUGAACAUUGUCAAAACAUUGUACUCUUUCUCAUUCCAAUUUGAAUACUCUAGUUUAAGUGAUACACUUCGUCUCAAGUCAUAUUGUAUUUUUCUCUUUGUCUUUUGAUGAAUUCCUGUUUACCAAUGGCAAAUGUAUCAUGUUUCCCAUUUUAUUUUGAUAUGCUUCAUGAUGUAAAAUUAAUGAUAUAUUCCCUAGUAUGUGUUUUGCCCUGUAAAAGUCAAAGAAUGGUGAAAUGAGAAAAGACUCCCUUUAUUACAA